Didymodactylos carnosus is the source of this 435-nucleotide messenger RNA. Lineage: Eukaryota; Metazoa; Rotifera; Eurotatoria; Philodinida; Philodinidae. The record is from the annotation of a GenBank genome assembly.
AUGGCAAGCACAUUUUCAUCUUCAUACAUAUCAAUCAUUGAUUAUAAACGUCCAUUUAACAUUGAUGCAAGCUCGAUUACAGAAUAUUUUUGCUCCGUAUUAGCAUCUGAUGGAAGUCUAGAUCGUGGUGCGCUGCGAAAUGGCAACAUUCUAUUUAAAAAUCACUUUGUUCAUUCUAUUUAUAUUAGUCGACGAUACAUUGAAAUAACAAUCACAGCAAAAUGUCGAGCUCAAAUGAAAAAAGCAGUUACUUAUCAAUUAAAAUUAAUUAUGAAUAGCAGUCGUUCGGCAGAUAUUAUACAUGGAUAUUGUAAAUGUGUAGCUGGACAAGGACCUAGAGCUGGUUGCAAGCAUCUCGCAGCAUUAUGUUCUGGAUUGUUAGAUUAUGAUGAUAAAAAACUUUAUGAUGCAUGCACUCAAAGACUACAAGAAUAG